AUGGAAACAGGUUAUUUCGAUAUAACACAUUCAUUUAAAAUCGAUUCAGCAACUUAUCACGUGUUGGGUUUACGUAAAGAUCGACCAACAUAUGGAAACAAUUAUUAUAUAUUCAAUUGUUCUUGUGAUCGAUCUCAAUCAGCAAGAUUAUCACUUCCACCAAUCAAUUCACAUUGGUGUCAUGAUUAUCAGAAAACUGAGAAGAAAGUUCGUUCUUCACCUGCAAAUGUUCCACCCUCAAAACCAACAACAGCAAGUACAACACCAACGGCAAGUAAUAAUAAUAAUCUGACAGAAAUCAAACAAUAUAUGGUUGACUUAAUGAAAAAAGAACGUGAACAAUUAAUAGCGUCAUUUCGUGAAGAUUUUCAUUCGGAACGAACAACAUUAAUCAAAUCAUUUGAGAAAGACUCUGAAGUUGUGAAUAAUGUGAAAACAAUCGUGAAAAAUGAUAAAGAAGAAUUGAUUCGUUCAAUUGAAAAACAAAGAAGUAUUUUAGAAAGUACUUUUGAAAGACAUAUCAACAAUCUCAAUUCUUCAAUUGAACUUCUCAAAAAAACUUUAACACAAUCAUUCAAAUCUCAACAAGAACAAUUUCAAUCAAUCGAACAAUUUUACACAGAUCUUAACGAAAAGAUUCGACAACAAAUCGAACAAACUAUCGUCAAACAGUACGAAGGUCAACGAACGACAACAAGUAUUGAUCGAACAUCGUUAAAAGAAAUUCAAGCAACACUUAUUGAUGUUGUACAAAGCCAUUCAACGACUGGCAAUGAUGAUGAUUCAUUAAAACGUCUUUUUAACGAUCAAAAACAACAUUUAACUGAUUUGAUUAUGGAACAACAACGAACAUAUCCAACAACCAUCGAUGAAAUUAAACAAUUACAAAAAGAUCUUUUGAAUACAAUGAAAGAAAUUUCGAGUUCAAAUAAACAACAUGAACAAAUUUCAUUGGAUGUUUUAUUUGAAAAACAAACGAAGACUCUAAGUGAAUUGAUAUUUCGUCAACAAGAUUCUUCUUCAACUGAAUUUUUCGAACAGACAAUGAGACAAAUAUUAAAAGAACAUUUUUCCACGAGUAAUUCUUCCGGAAUAAUACAAACUCCGCGUCCAUUUAAAUUUUCAAUCGUAUCAGGAGAAUACGCUCAGGCUUUCGCUCGUUUGUACAUCGAUGGAAAUGAAUAUCCAAAAGAGAUGCACACUUUAUGUCAACGAGAUCCUCACGUAGAAAAUGUUAUUGAUUGUUUUGUUUCACCACCAAGUCGUGAUGGACCAUGUGAAGUGAUCAUUUAUGCUAAAAAAGAGUAUGAAAGAG
This is a messenger RNA of Adineta ricciae, 1315 nucleotides long. The record is from the annotation of a GenBank genome assembly. NCBI's taxonomy places the organism in Eukaryota, Metazoa, Rotifera, Eurotatoria, Adinetida, Adinetidae.